This is a messenger RNA of Monoraphidium neglectum, 399 nucleotides long. RefSeq lists its product as hypothetical. The record is from RefSeq and is a predicted model, not a curated record. Bases 1 to 399 code for a protein of 132 amino acids. Lineage: Eukaryota; Viridiplantae; Chlorophyta; Chlorophyceae; Sphaeropleales; Selenastraceae. The transcript has 3 exons.
AUGCCCCCCUCCGUCAGCGCCGUCCUCAUGCGCUGCGUGCCCCCCUAUCCCGCGGCGGCCGCGCUGCUGUCGGAGAGCAUGGCGCCCGCCGAGUGGGCGUCGGCGCGCCACGUGCUGUCGCUGCUGCGGGAGGCGCUGGCGCCAGCGGCGGCGGCGCACAACGGGCUGACCGUGCACGCGCUGGCGGAGGCGCUGGCAGAGUACUGGUUUGCAGGCAGCAGCGCUCCAGUGCCAGCUGAGCUGGCGGCCAACCGCAUCGCGUUUCUCAUGGUGCUGCUGGACCCCGAUUCUUUGGGGCUGGAAGGCGCGGAGGAGUUGGCCGACUGCCGCGUCGCGACGGCACGCGAGGCGGCAGUGGCGGCAGCAGCAGCAGAGGCUGGCGAGGAGAGCUUGCUUUAG